AUGCAACCCUUGCCACUUUAUCUCGAGAAUGAGCAGCGCCCAUUUGAGAGCCACAAAUACAUACUACUCAAGGGCACCGACAGGCGGAAAAUCGAACUCGAUGUUCGUGAUACCGAUAUGGUCCUCGUUGUUGAAGUCUACAGACGCACCAUUCAUAUACUACAUCUGUACCACGUGCGUUCAGAGACGGCUGCUGCUGCACAGACUGCUAUCGAGGACUUUCUUGACCAAUUGAAGUUACUCCAUGAGCAGAAGAGCAUCAAGAGCAGGAGGGAGUUUAUCAUAUCAGGUUGUACGGAUGAUGAAUGCCAUGAUAACCUCAAUGACUUUGUCACAAUGCAGGCCGAGGAGCGUGGCCUUCACUUUGACUGGACUGACCAUUCGUGGCCGCGUGAACAGUAUCGGCUUACUUGGAGACAGCCGGGUUACAUUGUUUCUUUCUGGAAAGAUGGUACUUCAAAAGUAUAUCCAUCAUGUUCCGAUGAGCAGAAGCAUCGGGAGUGCAAGGCAGCAGGAAAUACGCGACCGAUAUAA
Molecule: messenger RNA, 534 nt
Organism: Clonostachys rhizophaga
Lineage: Eukaryota; Fungi; Ascomycota; Sordariomycetes; Hypocreales; Bionectriaceae
Source: the annotation of a GenBank genome assembly